GAGGAGCCGCCGCCGCCGCAUCAAAGAGACCGAAUUCCCGCGGCCUGGGGGGGAGUCAUGCUUUGCGGUCUGUAAUGUCAGCGGAACAGGAGAAGGAUCCCAUUUCGCUGAAGAGAGUUCGAGGUGGUGAUAGUGGACUGGAUGGGUUAGGAGGACCAGGUGUACAGCUGGGAAGCCCAGAUAAAAAAAAAAGAAAGACAAAUACACAGGGGCCUUCUUUUCCUCCAUUGUCUGAGUAUGCUCCACCACCGAAUCCAAACUCUGACCAUCUAGUGGCUGCUAAUCCAUUUGAUGACAACUAUAAUACUAUCUCCUAUAAACCACUACCUUCAUCAAAUCCAUAUCUUGGCCCUGGUUAUCCUGGUUUCGGAGGCUAUAGCACAUUCAGAAUGCCACCUCAUGUUCCUCCGAGAAUGUCUUCCCCAUACUGUGGUCCUUACUCACUCAGGAAUCAACCACACCCAUUUCCUCAGAAUCCUCUGGGCAUGGGUUUUAAUCGACCUCAUGCUUUUAACUUUGGGCCACAUGAUAAUUCAAGUUUUGGAAAUCCAUCUUAUAAUAAUGCACUAGGUCAGAAUGUUAAUAUGCCUAAUCAACAUUUUAGACAAAAUCCUGCUGAAAACUUCAAUCAGAUUCCUCCACAGAAUGCUGGCCAGGUAUCUAAUCCUGACUUGGCAUCUAACUUUGUCCCUGGAAAUAAUUCAAAUUUUACUUCUCCAUUAGAGUCUAAUCAUUCUUUUAUUCCUCCCCCAAACACUUUUGGUCAAGCAAAAGCACCACCCCCAAAACCAGACUUUAAUCAAGGAGCAACCAAAAGCACUAAUCAAAAUUCCUCUGCUCAUCCACCUCACUUAAAUAUGGAUGACACAGUGAAUCAGAGUAAUAUUGAGUUAAAAAAUGUUAAUCGAAACAAUGCAGUAAAUCAAGAGAAUAGCCGUUCGAGUAGCACUGAAACUACAAACAACAGCCAUGCGAAUGGGACACAGAGUAAGCCACGACAACCUAGAGGUGCAGCAGACACGUGCACCACUGAGAAAAGCAAUAAAUCCUCUCUCCACCCAAGCCGUCAUGGCCAUUCUUCUUCCGACCCAGUGUAUCCUUGUGGAAUUUGUACAAACGAAGUAAAUGAUGAUCAGGAUGCCAUUUUAUGUGAAGCCUCUUGUCAAAAAUGGUUUCAUCGGAUCUGCACUGGAAUGACUGAAACAGCUUAUGGCCUGCUAACAGCAGAAGCGUCAGCAGUAUGGGGCUGUGAUACUUGUAUGGCUGAGAAAGAUGUCCAGUUAAUGCGCACUAGAGAAACUUUUGGUCCACCUGCAGUGGGCAGUGAUGCUUAAUCACAGGCAUUAACUGAAGUGGACGUUUUCCCCCUGUGUAUGACAAAGGUUCAGUGACACAGGAUUUUAAAUGUUUUACAAUAUUUUUUUAAAUGCACAUGAAAAAAGAUUAUUUACCUUUUAGUUUUUAUUACUAUUCACUUCAUUACUAGUGCAAAUUUUGUGUUGUCUUCGUUUGCGAUCUUAAAUGAGAGUAAUGUAUAGGAGGGUGCUUUAGAAACUACUAUACAUGUAAACACUAGUUGUUCUUAAUCGUAAACAUAAAAGCCUCUUGAAGUUUCAAAAUAAUAUAUAGCAAAUGUAGGCAAGUGUUGACUUUUAGAAGUUAGGACCAUUGAAAAGUAUAUUUCAGUUCUGAACUUUGGUGAUACCACACUGAACAUUUAUUUCAAAAACUUUUUCAAGGAUUCAUUUAACAUGUUUUCAGAAAAAAAAAGUGUAGCUAUCACAUGGAAGAAAGUGUACAUUUUAAUGGCUGUUUUAAAAAAUUAUAAUAAAGUAUGACACCAGAUUGCCCCCUAACUAGGGUCCUUGAAAUUAGUGACUUUUGUAUUUCGAGUCAGUCUCUUCAGAGUAUCUGUACAGAUAAUGAGACAAGUGUUAGCAUAUAGUCGAUGCUCAGUAAGUAUUUGUUGAUUAACUUGUGGAUUGUAUCACAUGAAAUUGCUAAUAUUAGAUCAGUUCAAAAUUGACUUCAGUUAGUAGAGUUGACAUAAAGUAUGUUUUUAGUUGUGUAGAAUUGUAACAGUGUUAGGCUUUUCUCCAUUUUCUUUGAUUAUUGGUCAUUUUGUUACUUUUUUCCAGAGAAAUAAAUAAUAUAGUAUCCUCAGGAGAAUUGCAAAUACUUUUAAAACAUGAUUCCAACCUGGAACAUAUUGCAAAUGAGAUAGGUAGAUAAAUUUGGCUUUAGAGCACUCUGCUGGUGAAAGAACAACUCGUUGACAGUUUGAAAAAUCUUGUUCUAGGGAGCUGAAUUCAAAAAUGAGCCUUAAGGGAGAUCAAAAUCCAUUUUAAGCAAAGAUCAACUAAGAGCUAAGGUGAAAGCUAACUUACAAACAACAAUUUAAGGCCUUGCAGCAGACAGUUUUUGCUUGACUGCAGAAAGUAUAAAAAUUGACCUGAAAGUAUCUUCUUGAGAGAUGAUAAAAGAAUGAAAACAGCUGGAGGUGAACUCAUUCAAAUUCAAAACAGCAGAAAUCCAGUUGUGGAGUGGAUCAUAACCCAUGAUCAAAAAAGCCCCAGGAUACUAUAUGACAACUGAUAGCAAUCUGUACAAUGGUUGGAUGUUGGUGAGGCUCCCAAACUUGUGCCAUCGUCAUUCUGACCCAAAAAGUUGUGAAGACCAUACGGUAAUUUAUGAAAGGGAUAAUUAAUCACUACUAUUUAAACCCUCAUGGAACAAGAAAUUAAAAUUAGACCACAAAAAUCUGAUUUAAAAAACAUCCUUUGGUUAAUAAAAAUGAACCCACACUUUUACAUGACAGUACUUGAGCUCAUGUGUCACAGGCCACUAAAGUGAAAUUGAUUGAAUUGGGCUAUCUUGUCACAUCCAUGUUGGUCACCAGGCCUUUAUCCAAUGAACUACCAUCUUUUUCAUCAUUGCAAGCUUUUUCUAAGAAAUAACAUAUUCUCCAAUGAAGAAGAAGUAAUUGGAGGAUUUCAACAAUUUAAAGUCUAACAAAUUAUGAAUUUUUAUAAAAAUGAAAUAUUUAAUAUCCUAAUAGAAGAAAUUAUUACUGCUCAUGGUACAUAUUUUAAUUGAAUAAAACUUUUAUAUAUAGUGUUUUAAUUUUGACCUACAAACACAGCAAUUUCAUAUGGUACAAGGUAAUAUAAGUUUUUUUCCAUUUUCCUGUGACUAGUUAGAGGUGAGUACAAAAUAUUUUCAAUGGUUGUAAAAUAAUAUAUCUUUAUAGUUUUAGAAAAUGAAAUGAUAUAAAUUCUAACAAUAGGUACUCCUUUGUGUAAAAAUUUUUCCCAGUUGAAACAGGUUGAAAUGCAGUAUUUUUGACUGACUCUUGACAUUUGAUGUGUUCAGUAGCAUACCUGAAGAUCCCACUGUGCUUACACUGUAGAUUUGUUAGAGACACAAAAUUUUCUAAAUAUUUAAAGACCUAGUUAUGUUGUUCCUGAAAUCCUAGAGAGUGCCGAUUAUUACGACAUGAUGCACUGCAUGCUAUUUGCCCAGUCCUAGCAUCAGAUCAUGAUUUAUUUUUUUUAUGACUGAAUGCAGUUAGAUAGAUAUUAAGUGGAACCUUUCAACAUCUGCAAGCAUUAACACUUUACAUGGCAGUUCUCGAGUUGUGCUCAUUGUUAAUUGAUUAUGUGGUCUUAAGACCUCUGUUGCUUAGUUUCAAUAGUUGUUUUGUGAAAAUGAAAUUAUCCCAAGCUAGUCAAAAGAUGCUUGAUUUGUAAUGCAGUUCUUUCAUUUUCUAUUUCCAAGUAAUUUGUUUUAACUUAAAAACAAGUGAAUUUUUCUUCAGGUAUUUAGGUCUUCAAAGUACCUUAUUUAAAUAAAAAUAUUUAAGUAUUCAAAGAAAAACCUGUGGUUGAUUUUGACAGUGAAUAAUAGGCAAACUAUAAUCAUAGCUGAUGAAUGUUUUCAUGUAUUUGAAUUAAUUUUCUUACGAGUUCUACCUUUGUCUCUAUAUAACACUGAGUCAAAAAUUAUCUAAGUCCUUUUUGGUAGGGAAAGUAAUGAACUAUAAGAAUGACCAGAUACAAUUUGCCCUAUUUGACCCAAAGAAGGCUGUUAUACAAAUUAGUGUGGCAUUCUUAAUAUACAUGAUGAGCUGCCCUAAACAUUUAAAAAUACUCAGUGAUGAAAGGAAGUGCACACAGUUGGAAUAAUCUUCCACUAGCAUUACACCUUUUUGGUGUAACUAUUUUCCUUCACUGAAAGGCCGCAUCUCUCUCUCUCUCUCUCUCUCUCUCUCUCUCUCUCUCACACACACACACACACACACAC
This is a messenger RNA of Pteronotus mesoamericanus, 4302 nucleotides long. RefSeq names its product pygopus family PHD finger 1 (gene PYGO1). The transcript has 3 exons. Bases 75 to 1334 code for a protein of 419 amino acids. The record is from RefSeq and is a predicted model, not a curated record. Gene Ontology annotation, biological process: spermatid nucleus differentiation; kidney development. NCBI's taxonomy places the organism in Eukaryota, Metazoa, Chordata, Mammalia, Chiroptera, Mormoopidae.